CCUCGAGCCAGUGAUGUGACUGCCAGGACCGCACAAUGAGGAUGAAGGUGAAAUGAGCGGCCAGGCGGGGCUGUAGCGGGCUGGGCUGUACCGGCGACCAUGAGGCCAACAUGAGCGCCCGCGUUACCAUGACAACCAAGAUGUUACUCUCGCUGCUGCUGCACUGCUUUUGUGUUGCUACUACCGCGUCAAUACCUAGUGGAGGUGGUUUACCGGGCGUGAGCGGCGGCGACGGCACGCGUCCGGAACGACCUUACUUCGACGACGUGUCGCCUCGGAACGUGUCCGCCGUCGUCGGACAGGCAGCCGUGCUCCGGUGCCGGGCCAAGCACAUAGGGAAUAGAACUGUAUCAUGGAUGAGGAAACGUGACCUUCAUAUCCUAACCUCGCACAUCUUCACAUACACGGGGGACGCGAGGUUCAGCGUCCUGCACCCUGAGCCCUCAGACGACUGGGACCUGAAGAUAGACUACGUGCAGCCGAGGGACGCAGGAGUCUACGAGUGUCAGAUCAACACGGAACCGAAGAUAAACAUGGCUGUGAUACUUACGGUCGAAGAUGAGUCCCUCAUCCUCGCGACCUCGGCCCCGCCCCGCUCCUCAGCGGCUGCGGCGACCAUAUGGGGUUCGCAGGACGUGUACGUGAAGAAAGGCAGCACAAUAUCGCUGACGUGUUCAGUGAAUGUGCACUCGUCGCCGCCCUCUACUGCCUCAAUUUUAUGGUACCACGGUAACUCAGUGGUAGAUUUCGACUCCCCUCGCGGGGGGAUCAGUUUGGAGACGGAGAAGACUGAAGGUGGCACCACCAGCAAGCUGCUGGUUACGAAGGCCGCGCUGACGGACUCCGGCAACUACACCUGUGUGCCCAACAACGCUCACCCUGCCUCUGUGUCUGUGCACGUUCUCAAUGGCGAGCACCCAGCAGCGAUGCAGACAAGCAACCGAGCGUCGUCCUACCUCACGUCACAGCUGAGCUGUGCCAUCGUCACCUACCUGCUAUCGUCGGCCGUCUGCAGAUGAUCGGCUUAACCGCCAGAUGUCGCCGCGCGCCGGGGGCACGGAGCGUCCUUUAUUUACCGAGCAUUCCGUUUUAUUGUAACACGACAUUCCAGUCACGGACACCGGAUAAAAAUGUAUUUCUUCGUUAUUUUAAUGUUUACUUUAUAAAGUCAGAAAUCUAAUUUGUUACUCAAGUUAUUUGAUUAGUAUAAUUAAAUGUGCAAAUCCUUUUGGCAUGUAAUACAGUUUCAAUAUUGAAAGAGGACUCGUUGCUCGCCCGCUCUCUUUUACUGUUAGCACAAAUAUCAGUUUAUAGAUAGGUACAUGUAGACGGACAGAUUGAGUUACUUUAUUACCAUUUAGAAGUGGAACUCUUCCGACACUGACACGGUGAAGUAAAUUGUGAUAACAUUGUGUUGUUGUAAUAUUAAACAUUUACUAGAACUAGUACAGCUCCGACCCCAUCGAACGUUGUAGACUUAAUAUUAAACUAAUAAUAGAAAUAAUUUAGGAAUUGUUAUUAAAUUGUCAUUUUUGCAAAAUUUGUGAUUAUUACGACGGUCAGUAUUAUUGUGUUUUAUUUUGAAUGAAAUGUGAUUUCGUUGAACAAUGCUCAUUAAGUUACAAUAAAUUAGUAUAAUUUUGGAAACGUAAUGAACAAUUUUGUUGACGAAUUAUUGUUUAAGACACAAGUGAAUGUAAAACAUUUUUUGUAAAUAAAGUAAACUAUACGUAAUAAUGUAGAAUAAAUAAAGUUUAUAUCAGAUCGCAUUGUAAAUAUUUCGUAUUGUUGUAAAUACAAAAUAAAUGAGUUUAAUGAUAAGAUUGGAUAAUGAAGUACCUAGUCGUUCUACCAUUGAGUGGUGAAAAACUGUUUUUCUUAAUUUGUUCUUAGAACAACCUAUUUAUCUAAACUAAAGCCUCUUUUCAUUGGAAACAUAAAUUUUCAAUGAAUAAAACAUGUAGGUAGUAUGUGUACUUUUAGUUCAGUUUGUGGGAAGAUAUUCAGAGAAACAUAAAGUAAUUUUGAAUCUUGUUAACGAGUGAAUAAUGUUAUAAUUAACUUUAAAACAUUUAAGUUAUUCUUACACCAUAAUACGGUCGUAAUAAAAUAUUAUCUUAUUAUAAUUGUAACGCUUACCUCGUGUAUAUUUUUAGUGUUUUCGUUGCGUAUAUUAUAAGGACUAUUUACCGCAAAUAAAGCCGCACAACACCCUCCACCCCCUGCCCUGCUCUACUCCCUAACUAGUACGAGACUCACCUGUGGGUGUUGCAGUGUCAAAUAAGUUUGUGUUGGGAAUUACAAACAGACAACUUGCCCAACAAGCCUACGGUUAAACUUUGCCUUCACAAGCUCACGGCACCGCCGCGCCGCCGCCGCUGUAUCAAACUCGCUGCUCUCAUGUCAUAAAUAUUCUAAAUACAAUGUCCCGCAAUCUCAGUUUCCAAUGACAAGAGGCUUGAACCUGUAAUUACUAGGGAAUAACGACAAAUAAUUAUUAAGAAUCUAUUGACUGUUUUCCACUAAAACUUUUAUGUAUAAAUUGAAUUUUCAUCGCAGGUAAUAGAAUUUAAUUUUCAUGUUAAUCUAGACCCGUACAGAGUCAAUUUACGCUGCGUAAAACGAGACUUAUUAGGUUUACGACGAAGUAAAUUUGGGGUUAUUUAAGGUGGAGUGUCUAAUUGAUUUUCUCGCGUCGCUCGUUACUUACGCGGCGUACAUUGAGCGCGUACCACUUGCCUCGACGCCCGCGCCGCGCCGCGCCGCGUCACGCCGCGUCGUGCCGCGCCGCCUACUCUACACUUUUUCCAUCUUCUUGUAUACUUGUAAAGUAGUUUAAUACUGAAAUAUUGCGAUAGUACGGUAGCAGAAAUAUACAUAGCUAUGUUCCUUUAAAUAACGCGUAGUAUGAUGUUAUUAAAUGUAAUUCGACGACUUAUUUGUACGAUUGAAGGACGGAACGUUUUUAUUACUGUGGCUAUUACUGAGUACCCACAAACUGAUUAAUGAAAGGGUUGAUUUAAUUUGUUUUAUAUCUUGUACAUAAAUUGUAAUAAGAAAAA
This is a messenger RNA of Spodoptera litura, 3062 nucleotides long. RefSeq names its product protein sidekick-1. The record is from RefSeq and is a predicted model, not a curated record. Gene Ontology annotation, biological process: synapse organization. NCBI's taxonomy places the organism in Eukaryota, Metazoa, Arthropoda, Insecta, Lepidoptera, Noctuidae. Gene Ontology annotation, cellular component: neuron projection membrane.